UGUAGAUCAGCUCUCGGUGUUUGCUGUCACUCAGCGGGAUGAUGCUCGCUGUCUGACCGCCGACCUGCACGGACGGACUGGGUUUAAAGACUGGGACGUGUGGAACGAGAUCCUGUGCUUGGGACAAGACACGAGGAAUCACCAUGGUAACCAAGAAAGUCAGGACAGAAUAUAUGAAGAAGUUCAGGGAUCCAAAAUGGGAGACAUUUUCUAAAUGCUACGAGGACUCUCUGAAGUACCGUCUGACCCGGCGAGUGAUGGAGCAUUCCCACAAGCCCUGGUUCUGGGAGGGCUGGGACAGCUGCUCUGACUCCAGCGGCUGGUCCACACCGAGACUGACCCGGAACAAAGUGGCUCCUCUUUCUCUGCCGCCGCCCACAUCCUCGGAUGUCAAGCAGAAGCUGCUGGAGCUGAAGACUAGUCCUGAGCCAGAGCCGCCUUCUGAGGACAGCGACAUCAAGGUGGGGACAGGAGGGGCUCCAGAUGGAGAUGCUGCACCACCCACAGGUGAAGCCGUAGAAAACCCUGUGAACGAAGCCAGCGGUGGUUCGGUGCAGGCGACUCUGAACACAAACGGCCCUUCAGUCGAAACGACGACAGACAACGGACCAGCUGACUCCACCUCCUCUGAUGGAGAGUCCUUGAACCCGGCGCCACAACAACGUCACCGGCGUCGCACCCCUCGCUCUGAGCCUGGACACCGGGACAGUUCCCAUGACGACAAACCAGCUGUAGUCAGGAAGCCAGCCAGGGCUAAGAGUCAACCACCAGUCAGCACCAAAGAGAACCGGAGACCGUCCAGCCGGCUGGACUGGACCGAGAGGCCGAUAGAGAGCCACUCAUUCAACGCCGGCCUUCAGACCCGGCGGGAGUCAGGGAAGUGUAGCUCCAACCCGGACCGUCGGCGGGCUCGGUCAGCUGACCUGGAGAAGAUGAAGCGGUCGCAGCUGACUGUGGUGGACGACCGCUGGAUGACGGAGUACAUGCGCUGCUUCUCUGCCCGGCUCAGGUAGAGACGGGAUCCACGCCGACCUGAGAACAUGUUUCCUUAGCAAGAAGCAAAAAUCAGGAGGUGACGACUGUUCAUCCAAGUAACAAUGCAGACUGGAACGUAUGUGAAAAUAAGAAGUGGGCAGAGCUGCUGGAACAGAACUAGGAAAAAGGUUUUUAUGGGCUUUAGUACCUAAUCUAAGCAGAUUUUAUUCCCCUAAACUGGAAUUGGGUUGGAUUUAUGAGCCUCAGUGAAAUAUCAGAUUUGCUUUUUUCAACUUUGUGACCAACAAUUUACUGCAGGUGAGACUUUCCUGCUGAGAACAGAGAUUUCAAUCACAAGUUUGAUCACAAUACGACACAUCGAUCCAGUGAUCCGAGAUGUUUGGAUGUUUAGAUGUUUGCUAAUAUCACAAAUUCUGCUACAGUACGAUUUCUGUUUGACUGGAUUCAGGAUCCAUCAAUCAUCAUGUGAUAAUAUCACAGCUGAUUUAACACAAACACGUUCAUUCAUAUCAAAUUACAAAAGUAAAGAAAAAUCAACUAAAAUAUCCAAACCUGUUAUCUGAACCAUAUUCUGGAUGUUGAGCUUUAAAAUGUUCACAUAAUAGUAAAGACAACAGGCAAAAAAUGUCUGUUUGUAGACAUUAAAGGUGCAGUGUGUAAUAAAAUCAAGGUUCAAGUUUGAAGUUUGAAAUCAGCCCCUCCAUCGUGAGACUAGUCCCUCCGUCAUGAGAUCAGUCCCUCCAUCAUGAGACCAGUCCCUCCAUCAUGAAAUCAGUCCCUCCAUCAUGAGACCAGUCCCUCCAUCAUGAAAUCAGUCCCUCCAUCAUGAGACCAGUCCCUCCAUCAUGAGAUCAGUCCCUCCAUCAUGAGACCAGUCCCUCCAUCAUGAGAUCAGUCCCUCCGUCAUGAGACCAGUCCCUCCAUCAUGAGAUCAGUCCCCCCGUCAUGAGAUCAGUCCCCCCGUCAUGAGAUCAGUCCCUCCAUUAUCCACAACAGCAUUAAAGAUGGCGUGGGCAAGGGCGUGAAUUGGCUGAACAUUCAUUUAUGGUUGCGAUUAUAAAUCCCUGGAGGGACUGAUGAGAUGGACUUUCUGUUUGUGUUGUUGCCCCUGAGUUAACCGAUCAGUCUAGCAGUGAUUUAACGUAUAUAAGUGAUCUGUUAAUGAUAACACUGUAUGAACAGUGUGAAUCAUCAGCUGGAUCUCAUGCUUCUCUGUACAACUUCAGCUGUUCAUCAGCAGGGAAAGCAGCUGCAGAAAUCCAGCGUACCAACAGCAGAACAGGGAGUUUGUUACCCUGUAGAAGCUGAAAUAUGGUCAACCAGUCAAUGAAACUGCAGCAGUUAGAAAGACGGAGCACAGAAAGUGGGAUUUACCUGUUUAAGGAAGCUCCGAGCUCCUUUCAUCAGCAUCAUAGGAGCUGGAUGUAGCUCUUUUCAUGGUUACCAGAUUCUUUUAUUUCACUGGAGCCAACCCUUCAGAUUAUUCUGAUUAAUAUUUAGUCCUGUGUAUCCCUGCCCACUUCUUUACUUUGCAAUGCCGUGAUAUGUGUUCAUACAGAAUGAAUCGCUGCAGUUGAGGAUUUAACACUCUUGAGUUAAAGCAGAUAAAUAUGUGUCAGGUAGACCUGAAUGAGUCCCAUAAAACCCGGCAGGUACAGGUAUGAUUGUCUGUUUUUAUCCCGACUGUGCUGAUUCAUUAUGUGGGUCGGCUUUAAAGUUUGGGUUCAGACCAGUUGCAGAUGUGAUGUACAAACUGUUUCUCUGGUCCAGUGGAAACAGUUUGCAGCUGGAAUUACAGUCAAUCUUUCUAAGCUUUUCUAUACAUUUAAAAACAAAUAACCUCCGUGUCACUUUCUGAAUGUAAUUUUUAUUUGUCAGCAUGAAAGAAAACACUACUGUGAUUUAGUUCAGUUGUUUUCAGUCAGCUUUAUGUUUUCAGUUCUCUCUCAAAGGCAGCUGAGUGUUUACAACUCUAAGGCAGCAGAAAGGACCAAACUGAAAUAUUUUUGAUAUCUGAGUAUUUUAGAUUAGAAGAGACUGCUGCAGAGUGGUUUAUGGAAACAUAUUUUAUCAAAUGAGAUGAGUUUUAACUAAAAAUAAUGUAAUGACUUAAGCUUUGCUGGCUUUAUCAUAAAUCAACCUCACUUCACUGAAAUCAGGUAACGUCUGAAGGAGUUUAGAGUUCAGUUAGU
Molecule: messenger RNA, 3188 nt
Organism: Melanotaenia boesemani (Boeseman's rainbowfish)
Lineage: Eukaryota; Metazoa; Chordata; Actinopteri; Atheriniformes; Melanotaeniidae
Gene: ccsapa
Product: centriole, cilia and spindle-associated protein a
Exons: 4
Coding region: 144-1013 (289 amino acids)
Biological process (GO): regulation of mitotic spindle assembly
Cellular component (GO): ciliary basal body; cytoskeleton; spindle
Molecular function (GO): microtubule binding
Source: RefSeq, a predicted model, not a curated record